CGUCGCAAUAAGUUGGCUGCUGCAAGAGCAAGCUUCCUGCCAGGCAUGGAGGACACAGAUACUGUUGCAAGCCUUCGGGGCUUGAAUCAGGAUUUGCAAAACCUCUCGUCAGCUUUCGUUGUCAAUAUCGAGCGUCUCCGAGUCGAAUUGGAGACUCACAUUGAAGACUUCAAGAAGCUCCUCGACAAACCCACGAAAAACAAUGCAAGCCGACAAUCCGUUCUCUCGGGGAAGGUAACCAUUGGCAAUGUCGAAUACUCCAUCAACCAGGAUUUUCAACAAGGCGUACUCCAGCUUGCGGAUACCCUGGAUAUCGAUGAACUCGAAGCUGCGUUCUUGUUCUUCGAUGCGCAAGUCGAGGCUCAAUCACUCGACAGGCCCCUUCUCAACGUUGCGAUCAUGCGCUUUCACCAGCGCCGGCAGUUCUUGCUUGACUCGUUGCGCCUUAUUCUCCAGGAAUCAUUCGAGGUAGAAAGGGAAACAAACCAAAUAAUCAUGCAAGAAAUGAUGGCCCACGUGGUUGAAAUCAAGAAUGGUCCUUUGCGGAAUGCUUCAUUAUACACCCGAAAGUGCAUGACUGCCAUGGUGGAUGCGGAGAAGUGGCUUUCGCUCCUCGGCGAUCAGGCUCAGAAGGCGACGCUUGUCGGUCAGAUCGAAGAUGCUGAUACCAUGGAGUUGCUAGAGUUCCAGCGCAACAGCCUACUGCAGCAGCAUGAAACGCUUGGCGCCGUUCUAAGCUACCUUUUCAAAGGCCCUUAUACCAGCCCUGAAGACCUUCGAGUUCUCGUGAAGCAUCUUCGGACCCUUGAUCGCUUCGACAGUUUAGUUGUUCACUAUAUCCCAUGCAUCGUAUCUGCCUUUGAGCAACACGGAUCCCCUGAAAAAUCGAGCUCCUAUCAAGAAGCCAAAAGUCUGCAUAAGGAGAUCGUCACUACAACGGUCGCUCAAGAAUGGAAGCUGCCCACUUUUCAUUCCGCAAUCAUUACACUCUGGCUCGCAAUAUUCAGCGCUUGGGAUUUCGAUGCUCCAUCCUCGCCUGUGCAGGGAGUGGAACCCGAGAAAGACGCAGAUGAGCGCACAGCUUUGUUCAUGACAGCGCUGGAUGACGGCGGACUUGAUCUCCUGCUUACAGUCUGUUAUGGUAUCAAUAAUGAGGAAUGGGCAGAUCCAGCUCGCAGUGAGUUGGUAGCUUUGCUUCUGAAAGAGGUUGCUUCAGCAAUGCUCGAGCUAGACCAGUGCUCCGAGUUUCUGAAGACUCUUCUCAUGGAGAGCUUCGAGCUUUUCUCUGAGGCCUGCAUCGCAAACAUGCCGGAUGCUGUUCGCAUGUUGAAAACCGAAGAAGACUCUCAACGGCUUGAUCACCUCACAGCUCUUCGAGAUGGCUUGACCUCCACGCCUCAUCGUGGCGUAGUCGAAGCUCGCACACACCUUGAAUCCUUCUUGAUGAUCAUGGCUUUCGCGUUCGAACAACGGCCUGACGCCGCGCAGGAGUUUUGGGCCGAUCCUGACUCAAAUUUGUACGGCUUCCUCCAGUGGGCCUCUAAGCGACAAACCGUUCCUAGGGUUAGCGCAUUCUGUGAACUGCUAUGUUCCAUCUCUGUGGGCGAAGAAAAUGCCACUGCAGCCCACCGGUUUCUUUCCGAGGAGGACAAAUUUUUUUCUGCUAAGUUCAAGCGGUCGACAUCUAUGAAUUGGACCCAGAUGUUCGCUGAGCUAGAGUUGUACGCCGAAAGAGUCACGAACAAGCAGCCAGCGUCACAGGCAGUCCUACGCUCGAGGAAGUUGAAUCCAGCUGAUAUGAGUGAGCCCGAGAGUCCUGUGAUGCUUACUUGCUACCUCAGACUCUUGGAUCAUCUGUGCAGACAGAGCGCUACUAUUAGAGAUUGGCUACUUCACCACCCAUCCUUCAACGUCGUCGGCACAUUGUUGAUGCUUUGCAGUGGAUCGGUGCCCACUCAUCUCAGGGCCAAUGUUUUCACAGCUCUCGCAGCUCUCAUGACCGAACGAACGGCCCACAAUGGCAACGAGAUGUGGCUCUCUAUCGAUCAGUGGAUUUCCAACCCGAAUACUGCAGGUAUUGCUAAAGCUCCCGUGAAUAGCAAUGCGUUCGCAUGGUAUGAGCAGCAAAUCUUUCGGAACAUUGGUGAGCGUUUCGAUCAAGCCAAUGCUUUUGUCACUCUGGUCUCCUCACUUGUUACGCCUACCCCUGAGUCCGCCGAAUUUCAUCUCUCGUUACCUUUCCCGGAGAAUCUCGGCUCUUCCUACCGCACGGCUGGCAUUGAGCCAUAUGUUGACUUCAUCAUGGGCCACGCUCUUUCAAGAAAGGUCCCUGAUAUGAAUGAGCGCCAGACUCGGUUGUUGACCCUUAAUUGUUUGGAAUUUGUGGCAUGCUGUCUCAAUUCAUUUAACGAAAAUCUGGUGACCGUCUUAAGUCAGCCGUCAGUGUCACCAGAUUCUGCUUUCAAGUCUUCGACAAUGGUGACAUACAUUCGUCUUCACCCCUUCGCGCGAGUUGCAGAAUGGUUGUUCAACGAGGAUGUCAUCAAAUCUCUGUUUGCCACAGCCCAACAAGAUGUGAACGAGGUCGCCAGGGCAUCGUCCGAUUCCACGCUCGUCCUCUCCUUGCUGAGAAGCUUGAAUGUCAUGAAUAUGAUUCUUGACCUUCAGUCAACCUACUUUAACAUUGUCAGACCGAUGAUCAGGUCACAAGCGGAUACAAAUAGGACGACUGUGGCCAACUCUUCCCUUGCGGCCUUCGAAGACAGCAUUCUAAACAACUUGACCAUUGUGCCUGCACUGUGUCUUUACUGCAGUACCGGACAUGAGGAACUCACGGUCAUGUCCAUGACACUGUUAGAGAAGCUGUCGAGCUCCCCGAAACUGAACAAAAUCAUGUCCCCUGAAUUGUCUAAAUGGCGAUCCUCGAACAAAAUCGUCGAGGUCCUCAGCUCUGAGGUAGACUUGGACAACCUAGCACGGCCUCUCACACAUCAAAUGGAAGUCGAUGAUCGGGAACUGGAGGCCGGCGACAAGUCCCCGGCCUACAUUAUCAGGAAAAGCCUUUUAGCACUUUUGAACGGCUGUCUUGGGUCGAUAAGCGAUAGACCAACGAUAGCUCACCUCCUUCUCGGCUUCAAUAGCAUAGGUAGUCUUCUUGACGUCUCCCCUGAUGGCAUGUUUGCCAACAAGAUGUCCUUGCUGCAUGCCAUCAUCCAGUUCGUGCAAGACUUUCCUGGUGCAAUGGAUGGCAAUAUUCUUCCGUGGCUGAUGCAGAUGAAGCGUAUGGCGUUCCAAGUUCUGAAGAAUCUCUGGUCAUCGAAGAUAUCGUCGUAUUUCACACUUGCUGAGAUGCGUGGCUCCCGAUUCCUCGCUAAUAUGCUCGCACUUCAGCCCAUAAUCGGACCUCACACGUCAUGGGAUGGUUUGCCAAUUAUUGCGGAUGAAUUCUGGCUAGCUGAGUCGACUUCGGCUUACGCGGAAUUUUUACUCCUCAGAAGCUUCCUUUUCGAUUACGCCGCCAUAGAGAUUCGCUCGGCUGCUAAGCUUGGAGCACCGACUCUUCAAGCCGAACUUAUCUCCACCCUAUUCGGCACCUCAACGUCGGAGACAGGAGAGACCACAGUAAAUCCUUCUGUGUUUGAUCUCUUCGACUUUGCCGAUCUAGACAUUGCACGUUCUCUACCUAUGCCUGAUCUUCUUGUCCUCGAGGGCCUUGACUUUGAUGUGUGUGCGAGACCAGAGGCAGACCGUUCCUUGGUUCUAUACAAUAUGGCCGAGGUAGUGGAGUUGAUUCAAGUGAGAAAAGAGGAAUUGUUCGCUAGAGGGCAUUUACACGAGGAACAGUUUAUUGCUGAGGCCGAAAGUCUCAUGCUGUUCAUAGAAGCAACAAACCGGCUCCGACAGAUCACGUUCAAUCGCUUCUUGGCCCUUCGAUCCUGGGCUGAGCUUAUCACAACCAUGCUUUCCUCUGCAGAGAUCGAAGGCGGCCGACGAACUACCUUCAUUCUACACUCACUCCAGCUCAUUCUACCCAAACUUGAAGCCGCUAUUCAGAAUGAUAUGCCGGAGGCGUUAGAGUUGGCAAGACUUACCGAGACAUUGGUUAGCAAGCUGGAGUCUUCUAGCUCCGAAUCUCCCAAGCCAAACCUGAACACUGCGCGCAGGGGUGGCGAUGUGCUUGAUGAGAAGCUUCACCAGAUGUUCCAUAUUUGCGUGCGCGGCGUGAUCAUGGCUACUGGAAAUGUCAGUCUCAGGGAGAGUCUUUACAACAUAUGUUGGCAUUAUGUUGCCCGCAUCGUUUCAUCCAACGCGGCUCAUGACCUGAUUAAGAAUCAAAGCCAGCAGAUCAUCAAGGCAACCGGCCAUGCCCUGGUCGAAGCCAUUUGCGAUGAUGCAUAUGCCGGGCAGGAGACAUGUCGUGUCUCGGCUGUUCUAUGUCUCAAUCUUUUGGCUGUCUUAGAUAGACAGACGGAUCCAGUUUUGGUUGAAUUGAUAGCGCAGACGAACUACCUAAGCCUUUUCCUCGACGCGAUCCGGGUUUUGCCAGUGGAACUGAAGAACACCCAAGCAAGCGAUACCCCCCUUCUAUUGUCUUACUAUCAAUCUCUGCUGUCUUUGUUCCAGGAGCUGUGUCAAACAAAGGUUGGGGCCACGCAUGUCUUGAGGACUGGACUCUUCCAAGCCGUGCGUGAGUCGCAGCUCUUUGCCGCCGACCCUGAUCUUGGAAUCGAUAUUGACAACACCGAUGCUCUACGCAAGUACUACGAACUGCUUGAUGCCUGUCUUCGGGUGGUUGUCUCAGCGGUGUUCUCUCGCGGGCUUCACAACGAGCAGAUGAUGGAACGAACGCGCACGUUCCUCACCGAAAACAGACAAGGCAUGGUGGGCAUCUUCAAGCGAUUUGCUCGGAUUAGCGGCACUGGUAAUGCGGACCAUCAAGGCACCUUGGGUAGCCUUGUCAAGUCUUACAUGGCGCUCAUUACCGCCACCGACUUUCUCGAUAAUUCAAGAGGCGCCCCCGAGCAGAGGAGCGGUAAGCGCAAAUCGAUCGGUAAAAGAAAGCUAUCCGAUUCAGAAGACGCCUCGCGCCAGCAGCCGCAGCAGCAAGCGACCAUCUCCGAGCUUCUUUCACGCAGUAAUCACCACCCCGCUCACGGCGACAGCCGAAGCCAUCAACACCAGUCCCCGACAACCAAGCGUCUGCGCCUGUCGCCCACCCUCCCAGGCCCCUCCCACCCUCUAGUCAGCCCUCGAGAACAGACCUCGCCCGAAAGGAUGUAUAACUUCACGAAUGCGGAGCCUCGGUUAGGCGAGGCCAUGGGCCAAACCGCGGGCGGGGCCGGCGCGGCCAACCCUGCGGUCCGACCUCGACCGUUCAAUGCGGCGUCGCGCCAGGGCAACUUCACCCCGCAUACUGGUGCGAAGCGGCUGGUUGUCAAGAAUCUCCGGACCGGGUCCCGGUUGAACCCGGAUGCAUACUUCGAGAAGGUCUGGGAUCAGCUUGAUGCCGCGCUAGUGGCAAUUUUCGGUGGCGGGAAGCCGGAAAAGUCGCUGGAGGAACUCUAUAAAGGCGCCGAGCAUGUCUGUCGGCAGGGGAGAGCCGCGGCCCUGGCCAAGCGGCUCUCGGAUCGAUGUCGGGACUACGUCACCGGGAAAUUGCGCGAGAAGCUGACGGCGCAGGCGGCUGGUGGCACCAACAUCGAAACGCUGCGGGCGGUUGUCGAGGCAUGGUCGCUAUGGCAGUCCAAACUGGUAACCGUCCGCUCCAUCUUCUAUUAUCUCGACCAGUCUUUCCUCCUCCACUCCAAAGAGUAUCCCGUCAUUCGCGAGAUGGGCUUGAUUCAGUUCCGGCAGCACAUAUUUUCCGAUCCAGUAUUAGAGCCAAAGAUCCUGCAAGGCGCUUGCGACCUAGUGGAAGCGGACCGGGACGAAGCAAAGAGUAUGGUCGCCGAUUCAUCCUUACUCCGAAAUGCUAUCGAUCUAUUCCAUGGACUUGAUAUCUACACAUCCGCCUUCGAGCCGGUCUUUGUUGCCGAAUCGGACAAGUUCUUCUCUUCAUGGGUUCAACGAGAAGCAGCCGGCUAUCUGGCGACAUUGGCGGAGAGCAGCCAUAAGUUGAUUGAGCGGGAGGUCAACCGAUGCGAACUGUUUUCUCUGAAUCGAAGCACGAAACAGAAACUUGCAGAAAUUCUCGAUCGGACUCUAGUCGCUGAGCAGGAAGGGGUUCUGCUCAACCAGAAGGAUAUACUGGGCCUCCUACGGGCGGGUAACAAAGUUGCCCUGGAAAGGCUUUACUCCCUCCUCCAACGCAAAGACCUGGGAGCCAAGCUGAGGACCUCAUUCAGUACCUAUAUCAUCGAGGAAGGGUCCGCGAUCGUGUUCGACGAGGAGAAAGAAGCAGACAUGGUGGCGCGUCUGUUAGACUUCAAGCAGCAGCUUGACGACCUUUGGAAUGGAUCAUUCCAUCGCAACGAAGAGCUAGGCCACGUCCUUCGCGAAGCCUUCGAAACCUUCAUGAACAUGGGGAGAAAAUCUGCAUCUACGGGAGGAACCGACAAUCCUAAGACUGGAGAAAUGAUCGCAAAAUACGUGGACAGGCUACUCAAGGGCGGCUGGAAGCUGGCCCCUACACGAAAAGCGGAGGAUAUGCCGUUGGCAGAUGAAGAUGCCGAAAUCAACCGGCAACUCGAUCAGGUGCUGGAUCUGUUCCGGUUUGUUCACGGCAAAGCGGUGUUCGAGGCAUUCUACAAGAACGACCUUGCGCGCAGGCUGUUAAUGGGCCGGAGCGCCAGUGACGAUGCGGAAAAGAGCAUGCUUUCGAGGCUCAAGACUGAAUGCGGAUCAAGCUUCACACACAACCUGGAGUCCAUGUUCAAGGACAUGGAUGUCGCUCGUGAUGAGAUGGCCGCGUAUAGCUCCAUCCAACGCGAGCGGCGACACCGGCUCCCGGUUGACCUGAGCGUCAGCGUGCUUUCAGCGGCCGCCUGGCCGACAUAUCCCGACGUCACGGUGCGGAUACCCGCCGAGAUCGCGACCAGUGUGGACGACUUCGAGAAGUUCUAUCACACCAAAUACAACGGGCGGAAACUCAACUGGAAGCACCAGCUGGCGCACUGUCAGCUGCGCGCCCGGUUCCCCAAGGGCGACAAGGAACUCGUGGUCAGCUCAUUACAGGCGAUCGUCCUGCUACUGUUCAACGAUCUUCCAGAGGGCGGAUCCCUGACCUACACCCAAAUCCAGGAAGCCACCAUGCUGUCCGACCAGGAACUCCAGCGAACGCUCCAAUCCCUCGCGUGUGCGAAGUACCGCGUGCUGGCCAAGAAGCCCAAGGGCCGCGAGGUCAACAAGACGGACGAAUUCGCCUACAACCCUGGGUUCUCCGACCCGAAGAUGCGGAUCAAGAUCAACCAGAUCCAGCUGAAGGAGACCAAGGAGGAGAACAAGACGACGCAUGAGCGGGUCGCGGCGGACCGCCACUACGAGACGCAGGCGGCCAUCGUCCGCAUCAUGAAGAGUCGCAAGACCAUCACCCAUCCGGAGUUAGUGGCCGAGGUGAUCAAGGCCACGCGGAGCCGGGGAGUGCUUGAGCCGGCAGAAAUCAAGAAGAAUAUUGAAAAGCUCAUCGAGAAGGAUUACAUGGAACGCGAGGAAGGAAACCGGUACCAAUAUGUGGCCUAGACCGCAUCUUUUUUUUUCUUUUCCUAUUCCUUCGUGUGGGGUGCUAUGGUGUGCUGGUGUAAUGAUUUCAGCUUACCAUAUCCCAUCGUAUUGAUGAUGAUUACGCAGUAACCUUGUUUAAUAUAACUAUGGCAUGAUCAUGAC
Molecule: messenger RNA, 7821 nt
Organism: Aspergillus brunneoviolaceus CBS 621.78
Lineage: Eukaryota; Fungi; Ascomycota; Eurotiomycetes; Eurotiales; Aspergillaceae
Product: cullin-4B
Exons: 9
Coding region: 46-7677 (2543 amino acids)
Biological process (GO): ubiquitin-dependent protein catabolic process; DNA damage response; protein ubiquitination
Cellular component (GO): nuclear pore; Cul4-RING E3 ubiquitin ligase complex
Molecular function (GO): ubiquitin protein ligase binding
Source: RefSeq, a predicted model, not a curated record